Hypoxylon trugodes is the source of this 1309-nucleotide messenger RNA. Its product is annotated as zearalenone lactonase. Lineage: Eukaryota; Fungi; Ascomycota; Sordariomycetes; Xylariales; Hypoxylaceae. The coding region runs from base 341 to 1222 and encodes 293 amino acids. The transcript has a single exon. The record is from RefSeq and is a predicted model, not a curated record.
GGGACAUAGAAAUUGUAUUGUAUCUUAAUAUUCGUUCAUUUCAGUCUAAUUGGCUAUAAGUAUUAAGCAUAGAAUUCACCAAUAAGUUGAGAUCUGCUCGGUAAAACCAGGUACUUUGUUACAAGAUAAACGCAACGCUUUUAAGCAACAAUUACGUACCCCUCCAUCUCCAUCCCUGCCCCUCUUGCCUCUUCUAUUUUCUACCUUCGACCUUCGACCUUCGAUCAUCUAUCAAACAACCUUGGAAGACAUCGGUUUCAUCAGCCCAACUUUAGCUACUGAAAUCAGCUACUAAAAUCAACAUAUUCGGAAUCGAUUCUAUCAAUUCGGUCGAAAGAAAAUGGCGACUAUUUCUCGUCAGCAAUUUUCUCUACCAUCCUCCCGCAUAAUUGAUUACGCCCUAUGGUCAGAAUCAUCCAAUCCUAACGCCCCUGUUAUUCUUCUUUCCAACUCUUUAUGCGCCCCAUAUCCUACCUGGGAACGCGUAGUCCCGGAAUAUACAUCUAGGGGUUUUACAGUCAUAGCUUAUAGCUUCCCAGGCCAUGGUGGUUCUACGACCCCAGAAGAUCUUUCUUCUACAAAUUUUGAGUCACUUGCCGAUGAUGUUCAGGCCCUUCUAAAUCAUCUUUCUAUUGAACGGCUGCAUGCCUGGAUUGGUGUUAGCAUGGGUGCUUCUACUGGGAUUGUAUUCGCCGCAAAAUAUCCCAGCAUCAUCCAGAAGCUAGUCAUAUGUGAUACGAUUUCCUCCUCUCCAGUCAACGCCGGAACCGAUGAUGUUUUCGCACCAAGAAUUGCGGCUGCUCGCAAAGCGGGCAAGAUGGAUGACCUAGUUGAAGGAACCAUGGAUCGAUGGUUUGGUCGCGCUUGGGUUGAUGCCAAUCCAGAAGAAGCAAAUCGCGUGCGACAAAUCAUGUUGACGACGAGCAUUGAUGGAUUUGAGACGUGUUGCGCUGCCCUCCAGAGCAAAUCGUACGAUUUGCGACCAUUGACGGUAAAGGCUGGUCAGAGUGUUGACGAAGCCCUGUUCAUCGUAGGCGAUAAAGACGCGAAUCUACCAGAAUCCAUGCAAGAACUACGGAAAGGCGUUGAGCAGGGACUACAAAGCAAGGGAAUCGUUUCUCAUGUGGACUUCCAUGUCAUUAAAAAUGCUGGCCACGUAUGUUACGUUGAUGGUUUUGACGAGUUCAUCGCCAUCACCACACAAUUUCUCAAGCAAGGGUAAUCGUUGGCCUUGAUGGUACGGUAUUGGUUUGAGAUGAAGGUUAACGAUGAUACGAGCGCUGUUAUUUCGUUUUAAUAAUAAUUAGUA